Saccostrea echinata is the source of this 4847-nucleotide messenger RNA. RefSeq names its product phospholipid-transporting ATPase IF-like. The coding region runs from base 34 to 3468 and encodes 1144 amino acids. Lineage: Eukaryota; Metazoa; Mollusca; Bivalvia; Ostreida; Ostreidae. Gene Ontology annotation, molecular function: ATPase-coupled intramembrane lipid carrier activity; ATP hydrolysis activity; ATP binding. The transcript has 30 exons. Gene Ontology annotation, biological process: phospholipid translocation. Gene Ontology annotation, cellular component: trans-Golgi network; endoplasmic reticulum; plasma membrane. The record is from RefSeq and is a predicted model, not a curated record.
UAUUAUCAUAAGUAAAGUUUUGAAAUAUCACGGAUGGAUACAUUAAGACGACAGUGGGAUUGCUUGAAACGCCAUGUACCUACGGACAGAACAAUCUACGUGGACAACAAACCCUCGCCCAGCGAGAGCCCAGAGGUGGCGAUACAUCAACAUCAGCAUUACCCCAAUAACAGAGUGGUCUCGUCAAAGUACACAGUUUGGAACUUCAUACCAAAGAAUUUAUUUGAACAAUUCCGAAGAAUUGCCAACUUUUAUUUCCUGUGUGUGGGAGUUAUCCAGUUGAUAAUAGACAGUCCGGUGAGUCCCGCCACCAGUAUAGCCCCUCUUGUGUUUGUUGUAUCUGUCACAGCCAUCAAACAGGGUUAUGAGGACUGGCUGCGACAUAAAGCAGAUAAUGAGGUCAACAAUAGAAAAGCGUUCAUUGUUCACAACGGCAAGCUCACUCAAGUUAAGGCACAGAACAUCAAAGUGGGAGACAUAGUGAAAGUGAAACUAAAUCAAGGUUUUCCAUGUGAUUUGGUAAUGCUAUCCUCCUAUGAUCCAGAGGGGAAGUGUUAUGUCCAAACAGCUAACUUAGAUGGAGAGACCAAUCUUAAGACCCACUUUUGUGUUCCUGAGACCAGAGAGUUCCAGAUGGAGAGUGAUUUUAAUGGUCUCUGUGCCACCAUUGAGUGCCAGCAGCCUAUUGCAGAUCUCUAUAAAUUUGUUGGUCGUAUAACUAUCUUCAAUAAUAAUUCAGAGAGUGUUCUGAAAUCUUUGGGACCAGAAAAUAUCUUACUCAGGGGAGCCCGACUCAAAAAUACACCUUUUAUUUAUGGUUGUGCAAUUUACACAGGUCCAGAUACCAAAAUGGCUUUGAAUUCCAAAGCUAAAAUAACCAAAUUUUCUAGAGUUGAAAGGGGUAUGAAUAAUUACCUAAUCAUAUUCCUAGUGAUAUUAUUAUUAGAAGCACUAGUGAGUACGGUUUUAGCAUACUGGUAUAUGAACCAAGACAAGAUUGGGGACCCCUGGUAUAUACCUGGAGCCAAACAAAGCCUAAAUGCUAAAAAUGUGAUAUCAGAUUUCCUGUCCUUCAUGAUCCUAUACAACUAUAUCAUUCCUAUUUCUUUGUAUGUAACUGUAGAAGUACAGAAGUUUGUGGGCUCCCUGUUUUUGCAGUGGGACUUGGAGAUGUAUGAUGAAGACUCAGACUCAGCCACUCAGGCUAAUACCUCUGACCUUAAUGAAGAGCUCGGACAGGUUGAGUACUUGUUUACUGAUAAGACAGGCACUCUAACGGAGAAUGAUAUGCAGUUCCGACAGUGUUCAAUCAAUGCAAUUAAAUAUGAAGAAGUCGGAGGGCAUUUACAUGAAAUGGCUACUCAAGGAGGACAGAGCACACCUGUUCUUCGACUUACACCCGAGAUAGAGGAAUUUCUGGAGUUACUUGCCCUUUGUCACACUGUAAGGGUGGACCACCAUGAGGCCACACAGACGGGGGCAUCGGCCCUCUAUAGUCACACAGGGAUGGAGUAUGAAUAUCAGUCUUCCUCUCCUGAUGAGAAAGCUUUUGUGGAGGCCUGUUGCAGGUAUGGGGUUGUGUUCCAUGGUACAAGAGAUGACCAUUUGGAGGUAACAUUCCAUGGGGAGAUGAGGCGAUACAAACUGCUUCAUGUUCUGGAGUUUGACGCCACAAGGAAGAGGAUGAGUGUCAUUGUCCAGAGAGAAAAUGAUGAAAUUGUGCUAUUGUGUAAAGGGGCUGAGACGGCAGUCCUAAAGCUGGGAAUAUCAGGGGAGAUUGAAAAGACCAAUCAACACAUACAUGACUAUGCUGUGCUUGGUCUAAGAACAUUGGCCAUAGGGAAAAGGGUUUUUACACCAAAAGAAUAUGAAAAGGUGGAUACCAUAUUGACUGAGGCUAGGAAUGCAAUGGAUAAACGAGAAGAAAAGUUGGAGGAAGCUUUCCAGGCUAUAGAGAGAGACCUCCACAUACUGGGCGCCACCGCUGUGGAAGACAGACUUCAGGAUGGUGUCCCAGAAACCAUCACCACUCUACGCAGAGCUGGCAUAAAGGUUUGGGUGUUAACUGGUGACAAGGAAGAAACUGCAGUCAACAUCAGUUACUCUGCUGGCCACAUUCAUGAUGGAAUGGAGGAACUACGACUGACAAAAGCCACGUGUACUGAUCACACAACAUGUGGGGAGGAGAUCACAAGAAAUAUCCACAGAUGUCAAGUUCUGAAUUCCUCCAAUCAGCAAUUUGUGUUGAUCGUAGAUGGCUUCAGUCUGACCUUUGCCCUUGGAGAGCAUAGUGAAGUGUUCCGAGAACUCUGUCAAAUGUGUGGUGCAGUUUUAUGCUGUAGAAUGUCUCCAUUACAGAAAGCUGAGGUUGUGAAGCUGAUGAAGAUUGCCAAGCACACCCCAGUGACGGCAGCCAUUGGAGAUGGUGCUAAUGAUGUCAGCAUGAUUCAGGAGGCCCAUGUCGGAUUAGGAAUCAUGGGAAAAGAAGGAAGACAGGCUGUUCGUAACAGCGACUAUGCAUUUGCCAAGUUCCGGUUUCUACAACGACUUCUUCUCGUCCAUGGCCAUUAUUUUUACUACCGACUUGCAACUCUAGUCCAAUAUUUCUUUUAUAAAAAUGUAGCCUUUAUCACCAUGCAGUUAUUCUUUGCUUUUUAUUCAUCAUUUUCACAACAGUCCCUGCUGGCGAGUUUUCAUCUCAUGUUUUAUAACAUCACCAUGACUUCACUGCCAAUCUUCAUCUACAGCCUGUUUGAGCAGCACAUAUCACAACGAGAUCUCAUUGAAAAACCUCACUUAUACAAAGAAAUUACAAAAAAUAGAAUGUUAAACAAGAGAAAUUUCCUUAAAUGGAAUGCAUUAGGAUUAUGGCAUGUUUUUGUGUUUUUCUUUGGUGUUGUGUUUUUGUUUGGAAGCGAUGUUCCAUUGUGGCCAAAUGGACAGAUGAUGGGUAUUUGGAGUUUUGGCACAAUAGCUUACACAGUCUGUGUUAUUACAGUUAAUCUAAAGUUGUGUUUAGAGACCUAUUUCUGGCCUCUUCCUAUGUUCAUGGCUUAUGUCAUAACAGGUGUUGGCAACGUCAGCAUGACUCUUGUCUACACAAUGAUUUUCUGGCCACCCCUGAUACAAACCCUGCAGGAUUAUUAUAAAGUGUACACCACUAGUCUCGGAUGUGGGACAGUGUGGUUCUGUAUAGUGGUGCUAGCAGUCAUAGCUCUCUUUCCUGACAUCAUUAUUCGAGUGGCUCGAGACACAGGCCAAAAGAUCUCAGAGUCUACCAAGAGAAGGUGGAAAUGUUCAUGGUUCAUGUGUUUACCUUUCAUCUUUGGUAAAAGAGUCCACUCUGAGUCUUCGGUACCUUUACAACCCCUUUCCUCUCACUGCACACAGAAGUUCAUCACAGACCAUGUAGCUGACAAUGGGUCACCUGUUAUAAAAGCUCGCUCAAUUACAAAGACACGUCUAUGAUUCGUAAAUUACUGUGCAUUUCAUACAUUAUACUGUAAAGUGGUGCUGAAUUGAAGACAAUUACACAAUGUGUGUCAAUCUCUAUUUUCAUGAAAGUACUUAUAUUUAUUUUGUAAAAUCAAUGUUAUACACUGUCAAAGUGCCAUUAAUGAUUUUUUUUCCCCAUAUACCAAAUGUAAGCAUGUCUCUUCAGGGCUAUUUUUGUACUGGUGUUAUACAAUUAUACAUUCAAAAAACACAUUUUCUACACACAAUGUAUAUUAUUCAUAUUUGAAAUAUUGUUUAAUUUGAAUUUGUGUCAUCUUUUAUGUUAUGAUUAGCUUUAGAUGCAAUCUGUCCUAGGGAUAUUUGAAGCUAUAUAUGGCGUAUCUGAGCUAAAAAAUAAAAACACGAGAUUGAGUGUAGAUAAACAUGAUAUAUGUUUUUUACGUUCAAAUUAAAUUUCACCGAUUUUGAAGUUGAAUAACCUCAUGUUUUCACAGUCAAAUUGACUUUAAACUGUGUCUAUUAUUUAAUUGCGGAGUCGGUAAACAAAUUGGUUAUUGUUUUAAAUUUCUAAUAUCUUUGAAAUGUGAUUGAUUUAGAUUGUUUAAUUUACAGGAAAGUCCUAUCUUUAUAUAAAGUAAUAAAACAAAUAGAAAAAUUUUUAAAAUUUUAAUUAGUCUGAACUUAUAAAAAAUAUGUCACAUAUGACUUUAAAUUAACUUUUUAAAGUGGUCAGUGGUAUGUGGCAGAAAAAAAAAAUUAACAACACCUUGAAAAACUUGAGCUUAAAGAACUGCUAUAUUAUUUCUCAUAAAUAUUAAGUUUUUUUUUUUAAGUCAAUUAAAAAUGUAGCGCAUUGACAAGACAGAUUUUGGGACUGUUUGAGAAACACAGCUUUUAGGAAUGAUUUGACUUUUUACAAUCAAACAAAGCAUGAGGUUUGGUUGUUCUCUCAGCAAAAAUCUCAGCAUUAUUCUAUUGUAACAUUGAACUCUAUUUCUGAAGUAUUAAUUACUAAAUUUAUGAUAAAGUGUACUUGACUGCAUGUGUUGAAUAUUUUAUUAGAGUGUCUUAAUGUUUAAAUAUUUGAUUGUGUUUUCUUUAUUACAAAUUUUGUUUUCUUUAUUCAUGAAAACCAGGACAUGGAUAUAUUUUAAUGUGAUGAGUGUAUAUCAUGUUGUGUUAAUGAAUUCUUUGCUGUAAGAUUUUGAAAUCUUAUAUUUAAUCAUAUCUUAUCAAAUCUUAAUUGUGGUCUGUGAUAUAUCUAAAUAAUUGUGAUCUAUUAAAAGCGUUACAUGUACUUAGGAUAUAACAUGUACAAUUUAAAAGUUGUAAAGAUUGAAUAAUUUUUUAGUUUUUCAAAAAACGAGAACUUUUCCCCUUUAAUUGUUAAA